Phytophthora sojae is the source of this 645-nucleotide messenger RNA. RefSeq lists its product as hypothetical. NCBI's taxonomy places the organism in Eukaryota, Oomycota, Peronosporomycetes, Peronosporales, Peronosporaceae. The coding region runs from base 1 to 645 and encodes 214 amino acids. The transcript has a single exon. The record is from RefSeq and is a predicted model, not a curated record.
AUGGCGCCAAAGAUAUCGUCAGUACUUGGCUUCCACGAGCGCGAGCAGCUCCACAAGAACCCAUCCAUCCUGGCCUACACGGGGGACGUGGGGCAGAACUACCUCGACUUGGGAGACGGCUACGAGGACCAAGAGAGAGAACAAGCACCGCUUGCCCAGCCGCGCGACCGUGACCGCUCUAAUUCGGAGAAGAAGGCCACAACCAGCUCGCGCUUGACGUCGCUCUCGUCCAGCCUCCACAGUGCCCGCGCUGCGGUAACCACGCGCGCACGGAAGCUCCAUGUGCGUGCGUCCACCCGCCAGGCCAUCAGCCACCUGCGCAAGACGAUGACAAAGCGCUCGUCGUCUCGAACCGAGGCGAAUAAGGAAUCCGUGGCAACCGACCACCACCAGUCCAAUCAGUUCGACAACGACCGCUUCAGCAACGACCGCAUGACCGACGCGGGGAACCAGGUUGGGGUGGAGAACGCCGGCUACAAGUGCAUGUACGCCGAGGUUAACCUGGGAAACGACAUGGAGUUUCGCCAUUCUGCCCGGGGUUCUACAGCCGCCAGUACUGGCAGUCGACUGUCCAAGCUCCUGCCGCCGCGCCCCUGGAUCAAAAACUCCAAGCAGAAACGAAGAUUCAGCGACGAGCUUCACUAA